Molecule: messenger RNA, 3279 nt
Organism: Kwoniella shivajii
Lineage: Eukaryota; Fungi; Basidiomycota; Tremellomycetes; Tremellales; Cryptococcaceae
Exons: 10
Coding region: 1-3279 (1092 amino acids)
Biological process (GO): mitochondrial DNA repair; mismatch repair
Cellular component (GO): nucleus; mitochondrion
Molecular function (GO): mismatched DNA binding; ATP binding; ATP-dependent DNA damage sensor activity
Source: RefSeq, a predicted model, not a curated record
AUGACCGAUGACCAUGCGAUUGGGGAGAUUGUCUCCAACUCUACGAGGAAGUUCUCGUACUCAGGUGCUUGCCAUGCUGCAAAAUCCAACGAUAAGAGAUCAAUCAAGAGCCAGUUUAAUCUGAAAGACCUGCCGAAGAAGAAGCUAGGUGCAGAUGGUCUGCCGCUUCAAUCUCUCGGUGCAUGGAGGCCGGAUACUGAGAUAUCCAACCUCAGCUCGAAAUCACAUACGGAUACAGGUCAGUGGUUUCUUCAGUUCCAUAAAUACUUGCAUACACAAUGUGGCUUACAUCUCACGAAUGUCUUACCUCCAGUAGCUGAAGUAUCUCUUUCUGCAAUCGAUGAAGAAGCUCAAGUGGAAAAAGCUAUAGAAGAAGGAACCAUACCUAGCUCUACACUUGCUAGAGAAGUCUACACAAACUGGCUAAGAUUUCCUGAUUGUAUACUUCUGACAAGGGUUGGAAAAUUUUACGAAUCAUAUUUCGAACCCGCUCGACAUCUAUCUUCUAUUCUCAAUAUCAAGCUCGCUCAGAAAUCCUAUAAAAUCAGAGAUCCUAAAUUCCGACCUAGUAAACCUGGAGAAUCACCACCUAUGAUAGAACGUAAAUUUCCUUUUGCCGGAUUCCCAGUGGCUGCUUUAGACAAGUAUCUCAAGGUUUUAGUUCAAGAGCUUGGACAUACGGUUGUAUUGGUAGAAGAAUAUGAUGAGGAAGGAGCUAUUGCGUUUGUGGGUAAAAAGGUUACUGCAUCAAUUGGAUUAAAAGAAAGAAGGGUUUAUCGAGUUAUUACUCCUGGUACGAUGAUUGAUGAAGGUUGGUUAGAUGGAAGUGAAUCAAGAUACCUUCUUGCUAUCGCUAUGGGGAAAGAAUCUUUGAAUCAUGCCGAUCAAGAAGGAGGAGGAAUGGCACUUUCCUUGGCUUAUACAGAUCCUUCAACUGGUGAAUUCUUUACUAAAGAAACUACUCUGUCAAAUAUGGAAGAUGAGUUAGCUAGAAUAGCACCUCGUGAGAUUGUACUUGAUCAAUCGUUAAAAUCAAACUGGACAGGAAACAGUAAUACAUCGAGUAGUGAAUUGGAUGAAGGUAUUUCAGAGUUGAUGAGUUUACUACAGAUUCUUGGAGUUCAUAUAUCAUUUGCGAAUCCACAUCAAUCACCUCCUCUAUGGGGGACCGAUGACCUCCCUUCCGAUUUAGAUACCAAGUCUAGGUCUACAGAGAGUAUGGCUAUUGCUUUGUUACGAUAUCAGCUUCAAUAUGCUUUGAGAGAUUCAAUGCCUUCUUUAAGUCAACCUAGCCGACAAAAUAAUCAAGCUCAAAUGCAAAUUGAUGCUGCUACUUUGCAAGCUCUAGAAAUCCGACAUGCUCUUCGUCCAGGUGGCUUAGUAGCUAUUGGAGAACGACAAAACGUUUCACCUCUGUCAAGUAGAGGAACCUUGUUGUCUGUCAUAUCCAAAACCAUCACUCAAUCAGGUCACAGAUUAUUAAUUCGAACUUUGACUUCACCUUCUACUUGUUUGCAAAUUAUCAACGAUCGAUUAGCACUUGUUCAAGCUAUGUAUGAUCGAGAGGAUCUUCGGGAAGAGCUAAGAGACAGUUUGAGAGGAAUGGAAGAUGUAAUGCGUAUUGUGCAGAGGUUUAGGGGACAAAGAGGAAGUAAUAGGGAUAUAUGGGAUGUAGGCCUUUGGAUAAGAACAGUUGAAGGUCUACUGAACAGAAUCAAGGAUGAGGUCAACUAUGAGAAACAUUCUAUUCAGAGUGACGGGAUCAGAGAAGGGAUGGAAAGGCUUCAAAAUCUCAUCGAGAAAUUCGAACCAUUGGGAGACUUGGCUGAGAAGAUCGAAAUUUCGAUUGACGAAAAUGCUAUUAUGCGGAGUAUAUCACCUGAGGAAGGCGAUGAGAGCAUGGAAGAUGCCGGAGACGCUAUGUUGGUGGAUGAAGGGGAAAAGUCAACGAUCAAGGAAACGAAAGAAACGAAGAAAGAGAGGAUUGAGAGGGAAAAACAGGAAAAAGAGGAUAGACAAUGGUGGAUCCUUCCUACAUUUUCCGCUGAUUUGCAAAGAUUGCAUGAUGAUCUUGCCUUGCUCAAAAUUCAAAAGGAUAAGCUACAAGCAGAUCUAAUAAAACGAUAUAAUGCACCAAGUAUCAAACUCCUCAAAGGUAUUCGAUACGGAUAUCAUGUUCAAAUCACUUCGACUGAUAUCUCAAAGGUUGAAAAGGCUAGAUCGUUAGAGAGAAUCGGCGGCACAAGUGGUAAAAUUGCAUAUUAUGCGUACGGCCCAUGGUCAGCUCUAGGUGGCAAGACUGAAAUAGCUAUUGAAACUCUUUCAAUGGCACAACGGAGAGCUGAGAGGGAUCUGCGCAAUAUGGUCAUCGAAGGAUUUGAGAAAAUCCAACGAAAUGCAGAAUUGAUUGAUGAGAUCGAUUUGACAAUGAGUUUUGCUCAAAAUGCCAGAGAAAUGGGUUGGGUAAGACCUGAAUUGAAUGACUCCAAUGAGCUACACAUAGUGGCAGGUCGACAUCCUUCAAUUGAAUCAUCUUUACUCUCAUCAGGAAGAACGUUUACUCCAAACAACACAACAAUGAAACCUUCUUCGCAUCUACAUAUCAUCACGGGACCAAAUCAAGGUGGUAAAUCAACAUUACUUCGACAAACAGCUUUGAUCACUAUUUUAGCUCAAAGUGGAUCAUUCGUCCCUGCUACCAAAGCUACAAUCGGAAUUGUCGAUAGAGUAUUCAGUAGAGUAGGCGCAAGAGAUGAUUUAUGGAGAGAUAGGAGUACUUUCAUGCUUGAAAUGGUCGAGACCGCUUCCAUCCUUAAGCACGCCACAAACAGAUCAUUAGUUAUAAUGGAUGAAAUCGGUAGAGGUACAACUCUACAAGCUGGAGUUUCGAUUGCCUACGCUACUUUAGAUCAUAUACUAGAUCAAAUCAGAUGUAGAACAAUGUUCGCUACUCAUUAUCAUGAAUUAGGAAAGAUGUUGGGGUAUAAUGAUGACAAAAUAGCUAGCGAUGGGGAAAUCGGGGCGAAAGGAAGAGAAGGGGUACAAUAUUGGUGCACAGAUGUCGAUGAAGUCGACGGCGAUUUCUCGUAUUCAUAUAAAUUGAGACCUGGGAUCAAUCAUCAUUCCCAUGCUAUCAAAGCAGCACGUUUAGCAGGAAUGCCAGAGUCGUUCUUGCAAAUUGCAGAGAGCACCCUGAAACAAGUUCAAGCAACAGGUCGAUUUGAUCCUCCAAACCACUUUGAUUAUUUUACAACACCGAUUUGGACACGCAGAAAUUGA